This is a messenger RNA of Penaeus indicus, 396 nucleotides long. Its product is annotated as molt-inhibiting hormone-like. The coding region runs from base 1 to 396 and encodes 131 amino acids. Gene Ontology annotation, biological process: circadian rhythm. The transcript is spliced from 3 exons. The record is from RefSeq and is a predicted model, not a curated record. NCBI's taxonomy places the organism in Eukaryota, Metazoa, Arthropoda, Malacostraca, Decapoda, Penaeidae.
AUGUCUGGUUGCGCAAUGUGGAUGAUCCUUGCUCUGGCUGCCUCCUGUAGCGUCAUGAGUCUCGCCAGAAUCAUGGAACCCGGACACAGCCGCCCGCCCUUCCAGCUUCCUUCGUCGCCUUCGUCUGCGAGUUCGACGGGCGCGGCCUCGGCUCUCCGCCUGGCCAAGAGGGAAGCGUUCGACCCAUCGUGCAAGGGCAUCUACAACCGCGCCAUCUGGGCCAAGCUCAACAGGGCGUGCGAGGACUGCCAGAACCUCUUCAGGAAAGAACCGGCCAUCUACGAGUCCUGCAGGGAGAAAUGUUUCGACACACCUAUCUUUCCUGCGUGUGUGAUCGAACUCUCCUUGAAUCUUAACGAAUACAUGUUCGAAGCAGAGUUAAUUCGCGAGCUUUAA